Messenger RNA from Porites lobata, 27854 nucleotides. The record is from the annotation of a GenBank genome assembly. Lineage: Eukaryota; Metazoa; Cnidaria; Anthozoa; Scleractinia; Poritidae.
CAUAAUUAUCGUUAUCAAGCUCGUGAUCACUUGCACGUACUCAAUAUUGAAGAGAAAAUGAUGACAGGCCCAACGCUUGAAAAAGCCAUCACAGGAUUGUAUUGUUCAGUAGAACUAACCAACGUCCAUGACGAGUUAAUCGUCCUUUCCACGCUAAACAUUUUUCUGUCCAUUACUGCAUUUUUGGGGAACACUCUAAUCUUCACGGCUCUACGCAGGAAAAAUUCACUUUACCCGCCGUCCAAACUUCUGUAUCGAACCCUAGCGAUAACUGAUCUCUGUGUUGGAGUCGUUGUUCAGCCUCUUUGCGUUGCCUAUUUGAUGUCUGUGAAGAACGAAAGGUGGGAUAUUUGCUACAAUUUUUAUAUGGCACUCUUUGUUGCUAGCUAUAUUUUGUGUGCAGUUUCUCUGUUUAUAUUGACUGCAAUAAGCGUGGACAGACUUCUCGCCUUGUUGCUGGGACUCAGAUACAGAAAAGUUGUAACUUUGAAAAAUGUUUAUACAACUGUAAUCGUUAUGUGGGCUUUGUCCGUUGUCGCCACAACAAGCUACUUCUGGAAUCCCGUUAUAUUUUCGCCACUUCUCUACACACAUUUGUCAGUAUGUAUAUCCACGUCAACUUUCUCUCACAUGAAAAUCUUCUUCACUCUCCAUCAAUAUCAAGCUGAAGCUAAGAAAAACGUUUUUCAAGGAGAACCGAGGCAAGCAAUUUCAUUGCCAUUGAACAUAGCUCGUUACAGAAAGGCAGUGUACAGUGCACUGUGGGUGCAGGUCACAUUAUUUGUUUGCUAUUUGCCUUUUUGCAUAACGCAGGUCUUCAUAACACAUCUGAAAAGCGCUAAGUUUUCUUCCUCGGUUUAUCUUGCUAAGACGUUUUCAUUUACUUUGGUUUUUCUAAACUCGUCAUUAAACCCAUUGCUUUAUUGCUGGAAAAUCAAAGAAGUAAGACAGGCUGUUAAAGACACAGUCAGGGAAAUCUACCGUUCAUUGACCAGCUAGUUGACUAACAAUUAAAUAUGUUGAAGGAAAAAUACAGCCGGUUUCCCAUGCGUAUCUUACAAUUUUUAAAAAAGGAGGCUUGUUUUCGUUUCUCUUUGUCUAGCAUUGUGCAAUUAUGCAGGCAGUCUUUGAGUUAGGUAUAACGCAUAACACGCACAUCAACAAUUCUGCAAUCGGCUUAAAGUUUGAUCCUAUAAUUUGAACAGUAUUGACUUUUACUGAGAGCCACCCAAAAAGUUCUUAAAGAAAGGAUAGUCCAUGGCAUAAAAAGAACUAUGGAUACGUUCAUUGCUCUUAAUUGAUUCCCGUUUUAAUUUUUUGCAUUAAUUUGCCGGAUGAUGAAAGAUAUUUAUUCCGUCAUAAAUUUAAGAUUAAGGUACGGACCAUGAAAAAAAAAAGUUGGGGAUUUUCGAGCGGCAGGAAUUUUUUUGGGGGAUGGGGGUGGUCAAUUGGCGUGCAUGAAUUUUUUUUCAUUUAAUUUUCCCUUGCGCGAAUAUUUUUUUUGUACUUCGCCCGCCCAAUAAGUUUGCUAAUGGUUCGUCCCUAAUGCAUCUUUUUGUACGGGCAUGUGGUAAUUUAUUUAGAAUAUAUUUAGCAAUCCGGUUAAGGUGAAAAGUUACACUGGGUAAAAUAAACCAAGUAUACAUUGUAGAGUUUUCUUAUUUCAUGGAGAAAGGCCCUUGUCAACCCUCAGCCAAAUGACCUAUCUCUUUUUGAUAACCGAUCUGAUAAUUCUUCCAGCUGUUAUUAUAAAUUGCGUUGUAAUUACUGGUAACAAGGGGAAAAACCCCAUGAGAAUUCACAUGACUCUAAAGAGCUAAUCCGUAACCUCGCCUUCAAGAGUUCAUAAAUAUUCAGAAAGCGUAUUGUUUAAUUUGCCUAUCCUAGGUUUGAAGUUUAUAAAACUUUUCCGUGCGUUUUUAUGAGUAAUUUUAUGGUUUUCAUCCGUCAAGAACUGUGGGUAAAUGUACUUUUUAGGUACGGUGGAUUUAGAAACAAUGCUUUUGCAAAACGUUUGGGGCGGUAAACAAGGUGUAUUAUGGGAGUGUGAAAGUAGCGAAUAGAGAAAACGGUCAUAUUUCAAUUCAAUGGAAAAAUUUUAAAGAAUUAAAAAAAAUCGACCGUAGCCACACGUACUGAUAUUCAGCCUAAAACGAACGAAGUCCGUUUGCAAAAACAUUUAAAAACAGUGGAACAUAAAAUUUUAACUGAAUCGCUAACAAUAUUCUCCUCAAGAGACGAUCGGGACUGCUGCAAAGCUUUUGAGCUUAAAAAGAGUGAACCCAUUUUACAUUCGUGUUUCGGAUCUCGAUUCCCUGACGACGUUUCAACUCGAUACACGAUUCUCGCAAGGUCUUUUUAUCGUCAGGUAUCAUCGAGUAUCGUACCAGUCAUCGAGGAUCAGGGCGAGCACUAUCGAGACACACAAGACCGAUAUAAUAACAACUUGCUGUUUUAGACCGAUUAGGUAACGAACAGAUCAUAGCAUUAAGGAAAGCUACUGUGAUGACUGUGAUAAUAAUUAUAGUCAUAUACUAUGUGCAUAGUCUCUAUACGUCCAAGUUUACUAUGCAAUAAUGAUUGUGUUGGUCUUAUUGAAGCAUAAUAAUAAUAAUAAUAAUAAUAAUGAUAAUGAUAAUACCAAUCAGAUAAUAUAUAAUAAUAAUAAUAAUAAUAAUAAUUAAUAAUGAUAUGAUAAUAUAGUUAAAAAUAACAUAUAUUAGGUUAAUCUUAAUAUUAAAAUUUUGUUAACCCCCAAGACAUUCAAUUAGCGGUUAAGUAUAAAUCAUCAUUAUGUGUGAAUCCCAUGUCGAGGAAAUUAAAAGCAUUACAAGGGUACAGGUUGUUUUAACGGGUUGACAUUGGCAUAUCUCGCGCCCUUUUCAUUGACGACCUUAGGAGGAUUAGAGGGGGGUAGCAAGGAAUUACACUUGUGCUAACACACAUCUGACUGGCAGCCAAGAAAACUAAAACCAUUUCAUUGGCUAAAGGGAAACGUGUGGAGGAAGAAGUAGGUCUGCGACUGUCAGAAGAUGAUAAUUAUGUUUAAAGACUUUUAAGUGUGGAAGCUUGGAGCUGAGCCGCAGCAAGAACCAAAGUCGUCCUUAACGACUUAAUAACGCUGAUAAAGAAUCCAACGUGUGAUAGUAAUCUUUUAGACAAUUAGCCAAAUGUUUUUACAGCUUAUUCUUCGACUGUUACCAUAUUAUAUACUCUUACCAGACAUUAGACGCCUCACCAAGGAGUCGGUGCUGUUGCAUUCAGUUGAAUUAAAUGAUGUUGACAAAGACGAUCUAAAACAACAGCAGAAUAUUUACCAAUUAUUCCUCGAGCCUGAAUGGGCUUUGAGUCAAUAGCCCAUGAGGCCGAAGGCCGGAUGGGCUAUUGACUCAGUGGCUAUUCGGGCUCGAGGAAUCAUUGUUUUAGUAAAAUCCAACUAGUUGGUCAGAAAUAACGAGACAAAACAACUUUCGCUAGCAAAACGCGAUUCAGCAGCCAUUGUUUCGGUUUUAAAAGCCGGCGCUUUUCUUUACUAGGGGGCUAUUGUUGGAUUUCACAUGACGUCACUAAAAUUCAAACUACAAAAACUAUCGAUCCUACUGAGAUUUUACUUUCAUGGUGUAUCAGAGCAGCUGAAAACUAAUUUUCAAACAAAUUUUCCCUUUAAAGUACGCUUGAAUUUCUAAGCUUUUGCGUGACGCAGCAUUUUCAUGACGGCCGAGAGAGCUGUCAUUUAGGUUAAAAUAGUGACUUUUUUCGAAGAAUUUUGCUAUCUAAUCAGUUCAAGUGUUAGAAAAAGUACUACUUUCAUGUUUAUGAGUUCCUCUAGGAGUAAAUUCACGCUUUAGUAGCAAAACUCGGUAACAGAUGUUUCCGUUGGUUUCCGUCCGCCAUGUUGGAGCUAAUCCUGAUGAGCUCCAGCAUGGCGUCUCCAUACAAAGCUCUAUAAAUUUGGGUAAAACAUUUCCUCGGAUGUCUCGUACACGAAUGACUCCUUCGACCCAAAUCUUGGCGAGGGUCUUUGUAUAUUUACCUCCUUUCAUUUCCCAGAUUCUGGACUUUAUCUGUCGAACGGUUUUGAUUUUUAUUUUGAUCUUUUUUGGAUGGCGUGACACUGAAAACCAGCAAGAACAUAUAGCCUAGUAGAAGCUCGACCAAUCAGAACGCAGCAAUGAUAAUAGACCGCUAGUUGGAUUUUACUAAAAUGGUAUUUUUACCCAAAUGACUCCGCUAGUUUUGCUUUACAUGUACUGUGAAAGUUGAUUUCAAAGAAAGACAACGACUCAGCUAAAAAUAGACUGGAAGAGACCCAUGUAUAAGGACGGCUGAUCUGUUCUCUAUAAGUAUUUAUUUUCUUUUGCUUGCUAUCGUCACGCAUGCGUUGUUAGAGUUUCCGACUCGAUACCUCUGACCAGCAAAACAGCCGAGCACAUCCGUUUUUAGAUCGGUGCUGACGAUCGCUGACGAAAGGGUAAACUGCCAGGCUCUCUUCCUGGGACAUUUAGAACUCAGCUUGAUAAGAACUUGUCAAGAAUUUUUUUUCAGUUGUUUGAAGUUUCAUAAAUUGCCAUGGUUAAAUAUUAUCAUGAAAGAUAAGAUAAAAACAAACAGGGAUGCACAGAACAGUUGCGUGGGUUGUACGGAAAAUGUCAUCAAACGUUGUCAGGUCGUAUCGGCAGCUGAGAUUUAAACACAUAAUAGCCUUGGUGUCUUAUGAUCUAGCAGGAAUAAACAAAAGAUCGGGCUAAUUAAGUCGAAAUUCUGCCGUGAAGCAACUGUGGACAAGGACCGGGUAAUUACAUCUACAAACACUACGAGGUAAUUUGUAUUAUCGUUUUUAAACCGACACCUACCUUACAUAACUGAGAAAAUUCAUUCCAGUCCACCAAACCAAAAGAAAGCGUCCCAACAUUUAUUUCGUCGUUUUGUAGAACUAAUAAGAAUGAAGGCGUCAGGAGAUUUCUAAUUGACUUGUGUAAUAUUUGCUUGCUGUUACGAUGAUACACCGGCAGGGGACUGUAAUCACUAGAGCGAAACAAAUAACCUGUUUGACAUGAUGGAGAGACUUGGCCACUUGACGGGUUUACCACUUGAUAGCGAAUGAUAUGCAAGGUCAAACAAAAACAACUUCAUCCAUAAAUACUAGAUUUCAAAAAUUGAACAAUUACUAAUAUUAACUACUGGAAAAUAAUAUGUUACAGCCUUAACUCAGUUUACCUGAUCUCUUAGAAAUUUCGGGGAUUUCCAGCUUUGAUUUGCAAGAAAAGUUCUUUUGGUUAAUAUAAUAAAUAAAUCCUUUAUUGUUCAUUUUCAGCAAAACAAGCCUUUUAACUUUUGGAGUCCCUUUAUCUUUACCGCUUUCCUAAAUACAUUCAUCGUUGUCUCCAUCCACUUUCCAGAGGGUGCGAAUGGGGUUAACAGUUAACUGAUAUUUGGCCGAAAAAACAGUAGUUAACUGAUAACCUUGGAUAUCUUUAUGAGGCUUUUGAAAUACGCGAAAAAAAGUACGUCUGCGAAAGAGGUAGCAUUCAGGGACGCGAAAGAGGAUGUCGACAAAAUCUGUUUCGAGGUACAAAAGACUUCUGACAAGGCAGGUUGAAAGCCUACUCUGGUUUCUCACUUCAACACAAAACAUUUAGUGCUUUGAACUAUAUACGCCCAAGACUUUGGAACCACAGUAAAGCAAUCGCUUAAAAGAACUACGAGUUCGAAGUAGGCUACACUUGCGAAAAGUCGAAUUAUCCCUUGUCAUGUCAUGCUUUUGUCAGCACUCUCAACUAUGUCUCUCUCAUCGGUGCAAACAGUGAUUAAAUUCACCGAUCGAAUUCCAAAAAUAAUGGUCCGGUUUGGUUAUGAAGACUAUAUUUUGGCAUUGAUAAUGUUUCUCGUCGUCUGUUGCAAUGGAUUGCAAGGAUUAGAAAUGGGUUGAAACAUAGGCCAACAACAAGAUACAAGACAUGCAGGAACCAGAUAAGUACUGCGAUUUCGAUCAGAUAAUGAAAGUGCUGAAGAAGGUGAAUUUUGAAGUCGUUUAUGGCAGGACAUGCAUGACCAUGUUAGGAAGAUCAAUACGAGAUCAUGACUGGUGAAUCUGGAUCUAUUUUGGUUAUUAACGACUUAUUUUCAGUUACUAAUAAAUUGUACUAGUGGCAGAGUUCAAUCUCCCAAAAGUGAUUGACUUGAAAGAAGGAAAAUUGGGGCUAUGACGAAUAAUAUUCGUUGUAGGAAAGUGAAAGUUGACAGCUAACGAAAAUUAGUAGUUAACUGAGAAUUGGCCAAAAAAAUAGUAGUUAACUGAUAUUUGGCCGAAAAAAUAGUAGUUAACUGAGAAUUGGGUACCCCCAUUAGCACUUCCACAAUCAAUUUCGAUUCUCGUACAUUUUCCUCAAUCAAAUUCAAAAACAGGAUCACAUUCUCAAGGAAAGCCGAGGCACCCAAUUCGGAAUCGGCUGCAUAUCGCUGGAAAGAAAGGAAAAGGUGAGGCCAGGGGUCCCGCUAGCCUGCGUUGCAGCCGGCCCACGCACUCGUCUAAACUAUCUGUGGAAGGUUGUAGAAGACUUAGAGCGUCUGCAAGGGUCUGCAAGGCAAGGGUCUCCCCUGACCACCGUUGAAUUUCCGCCUAUGGACUGCAAUGAAAGUCAUGGGAUACUUCAAAACAGUUAACGGUGGCAUUGGUGAUCUUUGAAGAAAACUUUUCUAGCAGUUGAAAAUACCUAGAGAAAAUCUGGGCAAUUACAGAUGAUCAUAGCUAGUAGAGUCAUAAUACUGCUUCUUAUUAGAGGUUUUAAUUUGACAAGGGGUUAGUUUACCAACAGAAAGUUAACUGACAUUAACUAUGGAGAGUUUGGCCAGCAUCUAUUCAAAUUUAUUGGAGCAAAUCAAAAGAAAGCGUUUAAAUAAGAAAAGAAUUUAACUCCCACACGUUUUUUUUUUUGAAAUUGUGGAACACCAACAUGGCAGCCAUUAUGCUGGUGACCAAGGGAGGUACUUGGGUCAAAUGGGUAUGACUGCCACUGGCCUCUCACAACCCUAACCCUAUUUAAAAAGUCGAUUCUGUGGUGAAUUAGCCCAUCUUAGCCACUUUUGGGUAAACGUAAUUUCCGCAAUCCCAAUAACUUUCUGUCACCUCAGUCUUUAACCGCGAAUGUUCCCAUUUUUUAAAUCCCUACUUACCAAGUUUUUCGGAUUACGCCGAAAAUCCUGAAAAUGUGCGACUCCAUUCUAGCAACUUCAGUAAAAAUGAAACUAUUUUAGUCAAUCUGGUCGUGAAAAAAAUGCUACCCCAUCCAGCGGCACUUCCCCAUUAGCUUAUUACUGGGAAGUAUCCCCCAUCCGCUCCCCCGGGAAUGGUACCAAAUCGAAAGUAGUAUAAGCCACACGCUUUGUUGCUCAGCACCAAUAGCUACCGAUCACAAGCGCAGAAUCUGAGCCGUCAUUUUCACUGAUGAAAUGAACCAAGACCUGCUCUAGGUCAACAACGCCUGAAGAGCGAUUCUCUGAUCUCCCAGUAAAUCGCCAUGUACUACUCUGAGUGAUUCGAGGAAGACGAGAUCUUUCAUGUCAGUCUGUUUGAUUGAGUAGGCGGGUAAAAAAAGAGACAAAAAUCUAUCGUUGUUGCACUGUACUCUUAGUCCUUAAUAACACUGUCUCAAAUUUGACAAAUUUAUACCUCUGAAAUCAAAAUAUCGAAAAUCUACGCCCAACUUCCCCCUCCCCCAUUCCUUUGGCCCUGGGAUGUUUGCCUCGAACUCUCAUACUUGCAACCCCCUCUUUGAAAAAAUCCUGGAUCCGCCCCUGCAGACCCUAUGCUCCGGGAUCGAAUCCGCUCAUAUUCGAGUGAAUUAUUUUUUUCCCUUAAAAUUGAAGAGAGUUACACUUUGACAACAUUUGUUGAUCAGACACUAAGUCUCUAAGUUUAUCGAGUCUAAAUCGACGUAUGAUAGUUUGGUCUAGCUGGGAAUCUUCGAUUUGUCAAAAUUAUUGAAAAAAAUAUUGGACUUCCCGUCAUUUAGUGUUUUGAAAAUGUUAACCGGUUACCGGCCAUAUAGCCGUAGCCUUUAUUAUUUUCCAAGCAAAUUUCCUUCUGUUCUAAGAGGGAAUCACACAAGGAGCAUUAGGGCUUCGAGCCCCAAAUUUAUGUAACAUAUUUAUCAAAAAUUGAACGUAACUGCCCUCCAAAAUUGUUUAAAUUGGCAUUUGAUUCGUGACAUGUUUGGCCAAGUCAAUGUUGUAUUUUAAUUGUUGCUUCUCAAACCUGUCCUGUAGCGCAGAUCACAGUCGAACAAAUUUCCUUAAACUUGGCAGAUGAAAUAAACAGUCUUAAACUCAAGAAUUUUAAGUUUCGUGGAAAUCGCUCGAUUUUUGUGCAAACAGAAAGACUGAACGCCAUAGUUAAAAAAUUCUCUCUUAUCGCCCAAUCAAAACUUCAAAAUAAAUUUCAGUCAUUCAGUUGAAAGCGAGAAUGGUUUAACUUAUACAUAUCAAAAAUCGAGAAUUAUCUGGCCACUUCUGACGCGACGCGAGCACGUGAGAAAAAUACUAAAACUGGCUCAUAAUUAAGUUAGUCACCUUAAACGCGAUACUUAAAAGGAACAAGAUAAUUUCUAAGUUUAGGUCAUCACUGGCAAAGAUUUUGGAUAGCCCUCUUAGCUUCAUAUGACCUUCUACUAAAAAUUAGUUGAAUGUUUAUUUGAUUCAUUACCCCAAACUGAACGUUAUCAACGAUAAAAUACAAUCUUUGUAUCGAUACACAACUUUCUUCAACUCGUUUCGUUAGUUUUUUUCCCUUUUUUACUCACCGUCAAAUUCAAUUUUAUUAUAUUGAAAGAAGAAAGCUGUAAUCAUUAAUCAUUAUAGGAGGUAAUUAGCAUUCCGAAUAGGGGCAAUUUGUUGGUAGCCAAUAUCCUGUGCUCUCCAAGUUCAAUAUUUUUAUCGAAGUAAGGAACCUGACUUAUAAAUCGCCGGAGUGAGUGUACCAAAGGGGUUAGGAAUGACCCAUGUCAAGCGUGAAAUAUCGCCAAAGGAACUUGGUAAAUUAAAUGAACGCCUUGACAUGCUAAUAUUUGACUAACCAUGAAGAUAAGAGAAGCGACAAUAUAAACAUAAAUCUUAUAAUCACUUACACGAACCUCUCAACAUCAGUGAAGAAAGAUGGCAGUGCCAACCCUUGAGAAUUCGAUCAGAGAAUUGUACUGUUCAGCAAAUGUCACUGCCAGAGUUAACGACGAGCUAAUCGUCCUUUUAGUGCUUAAUACUUUUCUGUCCAUUACAGGUUUUCUAGGGAACACUCUGAUCCUAGCUGCUCUACAUAAAGAAUCUUCACUACAUCCGCCCUCCAAACUCCUGCUACGCAGCCUAGCGAUAACUGAUCUCUUGGUGGGAAUCAUUGUCGAGCCUCUGAAUGUUGCUUACUUGAUGUCGGUGAAGAGCCAAAGAUGGGAUAUUUGCUAUAAUGUUAACGUUGCGCUUUUAAUCGCCAGUUAUAUUUUGUGUGCGGUGUCUUUGUUAGUACUGACUGCAAUAAGCGUGGACAGACUUCUCGCCUUGUGGUUGGGCCUCAGAUACAGACAAAUUGUAACUUUGAGAGGUGCCUAUAUAGCUGUAAUCGUUAUGUGGGUUUUGCCCAUUGUCGCCACAACAAGCUACAUUUGGAAUCCUCAGUUGCUUUUAUUGCUUCUUUACAUACAUUUGUCUUUUUGUUUAUCCAUCAUAAUUUUCUCUUACAUGAAAAUCUUCUUCAUGCUCCGUCAUUACCAAAUUCAAGUCACUGUGGCUCAAGAACAACCGAGGCAAGCAAUUCCACUGAACAUAGCUCGAUACAGAAAGGCAGUGUACAGUGCACUGUGGGUGCAGUUUACAUUAUUUAUUUGUUAUCUUCCAUUUGGCAUAACACAGGCUUUAACUGAUCUGAAAAGCGUCAGGUUUUCUUCAUCAGUUUAUCUUGCUAAGACUUUUUCAUUUACUUUUGUUUUUCUAAACUCAGCAUUAAACCCAUUGCUUUAUUGCUGGAAAAUCAAAGAAGUAAGACAGGCUGUUAGAGACGCAAUAAGGCAAAUCUGUUCUUUGACAUAGUUGAUUACUGAGCAUCUGAAUUAUGUAUAUGUUGCAAUUAAUUUUUUUUUCCUUUGGUAUGGUAUGGCCUGACCGGUGGCUAUUGUAGUUUGAGGUUUGAUUUUGUCAGGGCAACCGACAAUUAUAGUUCUUUAUACGAAGAAAAAUGAACUCGGAGACGUUAAUAAUUGCUGUAUUAAUUUAUCGCUUGCGCGGCUAGUUUGCGUGGCGAGCAAAGAUGUGUGAAAACAAAAAUCGUUUUAAUUCUUAGAGUUAAACGCACCUGUAUCUAAGGGCAUAACAUAUCCUAUUUAUUUACAAAUAUUUCAAUAUAAAAACUCACAAAUAUUCACAAAGCAUAUUUUUCAAUUGUGGCACACAGCUGAAUACAUGGAGGAAUACAAUCACGUGCAACUGAAAACCUACAUACAAAUUGCCCCAAUACAUUCUAAAUCAGAAAGAUUUGUUUUAGCCCUAAAAAUAGGGCCGUUUCGGUGAGUAAAAUACAGUUUUUGGGUCUAAUUUGGCUCCCUUAAAUCAGGGCCAAUACAGUCCAAUUAGCUAGGGCUGAUUUGGUCCCAGGGCUGAAAUGGGCCCUACUGUGGGCUGGAAUAGCCUUUUGAUAGAGCUUUUUUGGCCUAAAUUGUGCUCAAAGGGCUCCAGGAGGGGCUGAAUCAGACUUUGGCCUGCAGGGCUGAAUUGACACUUUGGGGCUGAAACAGAUAUUUUCAAUUUUCAGUGUAUAAUAGUUUAUACUUCAGGGAAAUUUGAGGUUGAAUGUCUCACAGGACGAAAAAAUGAGUUGCUGCUAAGACAUGUUUUAUCAGUAAUAAACUUCCCUUGUGUAAUAAAUAUUAAAUGUGCUUUGAGAGAAAGAAAAAAGGUAAACUCUUUACAGUCAAAAAUCUGUGAACAAGAAACUUAUUCAUAUUCACAAAGCAUAUUUUUUAAUUGUAUACACACAGCUGAAUACAUAGAGAAAUAAAAUCACGAGCAAAAACCUGCAUACAAAUUACCCGAAUAUAAUAGUUCACUGACUUCGGGGAAAUUCGAGGUCGAAUUUCUCACAGAACGAAAAAAUGGCUUUGCGCAAAUUUUCUCUUGGCCUCGUUAUCUGAACCCUCUGUUUUUUAAUAUGCGAAGUGACAUUUACCAUCAUUACCCCAUAUUUACUCCUCGUUUUCAAAUAUUUGCGAUAUAUUUGCAAGUAUCAAAUUUAUGCAAAUCCAUUUUUUUUCGUCCAGUGACUGAAAUAAUGGAACGUUUAACUGGGAUGAACGAUUCAUAUCUGAAAAGUAAUAACUAACAUGGAAUUUUAUACAUAACAGUCAUCCUAAUUUAUUUCAAUAAAAAAAAUAUCUAUUUACUAUUUCGAGAAAGCUUGUCGGAAAAAAUGUGAGCGCGACAAUCGCAAAGGUGAUAUGGGAUAUACACUGUUCCAGACAUCGUAGCCGUCGAACCUACUUUUGUUGCUUUCCUUUAGCAUUCACAUACGUCCAUGGCCUCUCAUGCCAUUCAAUCUUUCAAAUUUCUUUGAAGAACAGUGAACUCAAAACCACCCUCAAUACCUUUCGGGAUUGUCGUGAGCACUUUUCCCGACAACGUUUCUCGAAAUAGCUAUGUGGUGUAUCAGAGCGACUAAACAGCUUCUUGCUGUUCCACCUCUCACUUCCAAACGACAUCUUUCCUCAGCAAACUAUGUAGUGGUUCCAGAAUGGACGACAGGUUAGGUAUGAACUUACCAUAGAAGUUAAGCAUACCAAGGAACGACUUCAGCUCAGUGGGGUUUUGUUCUGUUUAUAGGCAUGGUUUAAAUCUAGCUUAGUAAAUGUUUGACCUCCAACUAAUUUCGUAUACAGAUCAUCAAGCUUGUGGAUAGGAUAGCCAUCCAGUUUUGACACUUUAUUAACCGUGAGCUUAUAGUUUCCACAGACUCUUCCAGUGCCAUCACUCUUUAUGACAGGGACAAUCGGGGUGGCCCACUCGGAAUACUGGACUGCUUCAAUGGUCCCUGCCCUUUCAAGUCUUUCUAGGUCUUGUUCAAUUUUCGCCCUCAGAGCAUACGGUACUGGUCUGGCUUUAUGAAAGAUAGGGGUAGCCGUGGGGUGAACAUGGAUUUUGGCCUUUGUCCCUUGUAGAGUUCCAAGCCCCUCCUCGAACAGCUAAGCAUGUUUUUGCAAAAUCUCUUUCAGUCGCUUAUUGUGUGAAGAAAGUUGUUUGAUUAUGGUCCAAUUCAGCUUGAUUUUCUCGAGCCAGUUCCUACCUAGCAAAGCAGGCCCCUUGCCGCCUACAACCAAAAGCGGCAGGGAGUAUUCAACCCCAUCAUAACACACAUUUACAGAACAAGACCCUUUAGAUUUGACCUCUUCCCCGGUAUAUGUGUGAAGGACAAUUCCUGACUCUACAAGUUGGGGUGCUUGACGUGCUGAAAAAAUGUAGUUGUCUAGUUCUUCGCCAAUCACAGACAAGGAGGCCCUCGUGUCAACUUCCAUCUCCAGGGGUUGCCCAGCAACACUUAGCUGUACUUUGUAGGGUGAUGGGUGUGGACUGCCAAAGUUAAACAAGGAAUAUGCACCCACAACCUGUUCCUCCCCUGGUGUUUGCACGGCAUCUUCAAGAAGAUUGGUAGGCUUGGAGUUGUCUGAUUUCUGCUCAUUAACUGGCUGUGGUUGUUUCCCUUUCUUUUUAGCUGGGCACAAUCGAGCUAAAUGGCCAACUUUACUGCAAAAAUAGCAUUUGGCAUCUUUAAAAUGACAGCUUUUGGGGUAGUGGUUGCCGCUGCAACGACAGCACUUAAUUUCGCUUCCCUUAUUAACUUUGACGUCUACUUUGUUGACAGAGGCAUCCCGUCCCUGACCGUCUGCCUUCUGUAUCUCUGAAGCAUCCUUAUCUGCUGCUUCAAUGGCGAGAGCUAAUUAAGCGCCCGCCUCAAUGUUAAUUUGGGUUCAGCUAAUAAUCGGCGCUGUAUUCUGAUAUCACGAACACCACACACCAGUUGAUCACGAAGCAUCUCAUCUAACGUAAUUCCGAAUUCACAGUGUUCAGACAGGUGUCUUUAUUCAGCUAAAAACAUUGCAAUGGUCUCACCUGGUUGUUGGGAGGGUGUGUUAAACUUGAAUCGCUGAACAAUAGCCGACGGUUUAGGCAUGAAAUGGUCUUGGAGGAGUUUUGCUAAAUCCUCAUAGCUUUUAUCCUUUGGAUCUUCUCGGGCAGCCAAACUUCGCACCAGUUUAUAGGUUUUCGCUCCAACACAAGUCAGAAAAAUGGAUCUUCUCUUGUCAGGAUCUGUGAUUUCAUUCGCUUCGAAGAAAUGGUUUACACGCUCGAUGUAAAAUGGCGCCAAUCUUCAGUUUCGUUGUACCCGUCCAACUUCCCAAACGUGAGCAUGAUUCACGUAGACUUCCCUUCCCUUGUCUACCUUGCAGUGGGCGUCCGUAUACGUUCCUCGUCACCAACAAUGUGGUAUAUUGAGCGACUAAACAGCUUAAAUACUCUCACGGAACUCAACGAGUCAACAAGCACAUGGUUCGGACUAACAGAACAACAUGACAGGGGUCACGUGACCCCUAACAAGUUCCCAGGACCGCACAAGCUGGAUAUUAAAAAUCGUCUUAUUGAAAUACUAAGUUUUUACCGUUUUAAUGAAGUCCAGUACAGUGGUAGUGCACAAUAAUCAUGAUAAUAAUUAUUGCCCCCUCCCGAGCAGGCACUCUUACUAUUAACUCGCGCGUAUAUUAAGGAAAAUACUUACAGUUGAAAUAUACAGUCGGUAUGCCAGAAAAAAAUCUCGCUUUGCUUGAACAGGGCCGCGAGGAAUCGUUAGGUAAUGAUUGACGUUUCUAUUGUUUGCGCCCGCAAGUACGAAAUGGUUAGGAUGACGUAAAGACAGAAAAUCCCGAAGGGACCGCUUAGGUAGAUUCUUUGACAUUAAUUGUGCAGUCAUACUUCGGUACUCUUUUGCGUUACGUGUUAUCAGUGACAUUCUGUGGAGCAGUUGCUUUGAAAGUUAUGGACCAAAAGACACUCGUUAAGCGCAGAUGAAGUUAUAAAGUGCGUAUAACUGUGUAUAUUCUUGGCUUGCAUUUGACGUCACCAAAAAUAAACCUAAGAAAUUAUCGAUUCUUCUGAGUUUCUACUUUCACGAGGCGUUAAAGCACCUAAACACCUUUAUGUUAACAAAUUUUUGGUUCGAAAGGGUGCUUCGUUUUGCGAUACCGGACGCUUGAAUUUCCAGGCUUUUGCGUGACGCGGCAUUCAGCUGACGGCUAGGAGAGCUCUUAUGUGGGCUAAAAACAUCAUGGCCUAGUUUGGGAGAUUUUGCUGUCUAAACAUUCCUUGUCUCAGAAUAAAUAUUAUUUUUAAUAUUUAUGAGUUCCUCAAGCGAAGAAUUUACGCAUUAGUAGGAAAACUCGAAAACAGAUGUUUUUUUCGGUAUCCGGAGGCCAUAUUGGUGUCCCUGAAAGGGACACCAACUUGGCGUUUCCAUACAAAGCUUUAUAAGUUUACGUAAACCUUUUUACCGAAUAUCUCGCAUUUGAAAUAUUGCACAGACGGAUUCUUAGCAAGGCUUUUUGUAUAUUUAUCUUCUUUCAUUUCCCAGAUUCUAGACUUUCUAUAUUGAAUGGUUUGCAUUUUUAUUUUUCAUUGCGUGACAGUGCAAUCCGAGAAUAUCAGUCCGGAAUAAGGACAGGGCCAACUGGUCACGCGACACUGUUCAACCAGGUAGGAAGGCGCCCUUGUGUUUAUCAAAACACCGAUCCAGUGAUCAAAACUUUUCACAACAGCAGACGGAGGCGGACAUAUUUUAAGAUAAGCUUAAAGUACUCGUCUAGGUUUCACAUUAUUUCAAAGAAAACAUUUGAUGUAAGAGAAUAAGAGUAUUAUUCAUUGCAAGGAAUCAUUGGGGUGUUCAAACUGAUUCCGGACGAUCGCAGAGGUCAUGGCUUCACUGGAUGGCGUGGCUUUGAAGAUUUUUGAUGGGAGAAAACUGGUCCCGGAAGACUAGUAGAGAGUGUGUGAAAAUUUGCUGAGAUCGUACAAAACAGGAAUGGUACUACCUAUUAACUUCUACAGGACAAGAAUCAAAGAACCAGUCAUCAUAACAAGAAUAAAAAGUAGUUCAAAUUUAUGAAUUUUUCUUGUUUGUUUUUUUGUGUUAUUUCCUGUUGACUUCACGCAUCUGGUACUUUCUUUGCUUGCUGUCGUACCUGCAAUGUUUUAAUUUUAUCCCAAAUAAUCAGUGCAUGUUCAAUGAGUAGCGAAAUACAUCAUUUUAUACAGUUGAAAAUUGCCUUCUUCCUUUGAAUUUUUUUUAACUAUGGAUCUUCAUCAAAUCUUUCCAGAUUUGAUGAAUCUCAGAAACAAAGCGGUUAGUAUCUAUACCUUGCGCUUAUGAUGCUAUGAUCUUUAAUUUUAUCCCCGCAAAUUCGGCAAAGUGAGGCGAGAUGUUGGACGUGAAUAUCCAUAAGACUAAUAAAGUUGUUUGGCCUUGAAAAGAAAAAAGGCAAAGGCUUGUAUUAAUGCGAAAAAAAGUAAUAACACGGCUCUGCCAUGUCUGCAUGAAACCCGGGAGAGGAACACGUUCGUGUUUCAUGGACCUCGGAAUUCAAAAAUUGUUUACCAAAAUUCUAGGUUGUCUACCACCCCACAUUCAAUAUGAUAAAAGUUAAUGGAUAUGACAAUCGUGGAAAAAUAUCUAGAACUUCGUAGAAAAUCUGUGGAUCGAAAAAAUAAUAGAUACUUGUUCACCUACCUUGAAAACCAACCAAAAUCUCGCCUACAUCGCGUUGUUUAAAAGAAGAAAUAAGCCACAAAAUGUGCUGAAUAGUUUACAAGACACUUCCAGUGUGGCUUCCUAUGCGCUGUCCAAUUAAAAAAAUUGUGUAUGCUUCAUGAAAAGUCUUAAAAAAUAUGCCUGAGAGCCUCGAAACGGUGACUGUGGUCGUUUAGGUGAUCUAUCCGCCAUUUUCCUCGAGAACAAUAGCUCCAUGACGUCACAACUGUCCUUAAAUUUAGGGAUAUUCCGGACUGUAUACAUAAACACUUGGAGAGUUUGCCAGACACGAGUUCACAAAUCUUUGAUUGGAAACCUUGCCGGACACUCUUUCUCUCUCUUUGACCGGAAUAAGAAUCAGCCCCAAACAAGCAAGACGAGUGAAAAACGGCUAGCUUAUCACUAGCAGAACGAUGGACGAUAACAGAAAUUUGCCGACAAUCAAAUUCUGUGCUGACGUAUUCCCUGCUCACAGAUGUCCUUCCGCUAUAAAGUUUCAAAUAAGACUAGAAUGCGCAAGCGUGAAUUGAUCAAACGUCCUUUUAAUUUCUAAGGCUUACUUUCCGGCAAAUAAAAUGAACUGAAUUGUAAACAGUCAAAGAGAAAUAGCGAAAAAUUUAACUUCUAAUUAAAUCUUUUCUUAUGGUUUAGAAUAAACUAUUCUCGAAACUGAGAAUGUUUUGAUCAAAGCUGUGUAAAUCUAUCUAAAACUGUGCAUAGAACCUUCCGUUUCGUGUAUUUAUCCCACCUAUUGUAUUGAAUACGUGUGAAAAUCUUCAUUUUAUGAAUCGGUAUAUUUCAAAGAGCUACACAACGAGCAAGAAUACGGCUAUUGACCAACAAUAUACAGAACGGGGCAGCUGUAGUGUCAACUAUUACUAGUAGUAGUAAUAGAAACUGAUAGAUUUAAAUGAAGCAGGAGCCUGAAUGAAGAUAUGAUCGUCGCCGUUAUGUUGUAACAGCAGUUUUAAAGCAAUUGCAAAUAAACCCUAAAAAAUUUGGGGGCUUUAACGGGAGUCGAACCCAUGGCUUUUGCGUUCGGGCUUAAGAGCUCUACCAACUGAGCUACGAAGACCCAUACAUUAGGAGCAGACCAAUUUGUUGAGUUUAUCUUAACCCGUGAAAGGAAUAGGAUAUCUAAAACGAAUCUAGAACGAUAUGAUUUGCGGAAAUACAAAUUAACAAUUUAUAUGUGUUACUUUUUCUAACAAAUUCUUUUUCUUUCUUUUUUACAAUAUAAUCUAAUUUUAAAUUGGGUGGGGUGACUAUAUAGACUUUGCCCUUCCAAGCACAAAUUGGGGAAAUAAGAGUUAAGUUAAUUCGAGCGACUUCGACGCGUGAACAACAAGGGGGAAAACUAACUCUGCAACUCGCUUGGCUACUGGUAAAGGAACUCGUCACUGUUCCACGGUACUAUAGGGUCUGCUAUAACUGGAAAACAGGACAGCACUCAAACUUGGACCUCAACAGCUAUAAUCUUCAGCUCGUGGACGUAAAUCAUAGAGGCAUGUACAUCCAAAAUGUAAAUCGUACAGGAAUGUAAAUCCUCAAUGCAUGUAAAUCAAAAAACAGAGAUAGUGCUCUAUUUAUACUAACCGAUCAACUCAUUACACAACAUUACAGAACAAAUGGAACGAAGGCUGAAUAAAAUCAGCUGAACACUGAAAAAAAAUCUGGAUAAAUUCAGCUUUAAAGUUUAUAUGUUAAACUAAAUGAUACAAAAGUAAAUGUCAGUCGAGCAAAUGAAUUUAGAAAAUUUACAAAGAAAGCUGUGUAAAAGAAUUCGAGUUUUCUUUUCUCAGGAUUCCUUAAAAUGUCAAAAACAAAAAAACUACGGUUGGUAUUUGAACAGGAGAAAGAUCCAGUUGUUCAGUGACUAAGCUGUAUAAUCAGGGGCGGAUCUAGGGGGAGGGUGCAGGGGGUGCGCACCCCCCCCCCCUGAGAUGACCUGCGGUUUUCUAAUACAACUGGUAUUCCGCAAAAAAAAAAAAAAAUUAUGUGGUUUAUUGGUGUUGAAGUAGAGCAAGAGGCGAGUGAACCCCCUCCUAAAAAAAAUCCUGGAUCCGCCCCUGAUAAUUACCCAGAGACAAAUUAUCCUUUUAAAAGUAAACAUUGAAGUAAAAUGUGUAUAAUUUAAGGGAACAAAUUAAAAACAACUCAAUGUAAAUUCAAUGUAAAUUACGGCUGAAACAACUUUAAGGGGAAUAUUUAAAAGCUAGAUAAUGAAUUCGAGACAAAUAAAGAAUUCAUGGGAAAUCUCUCCUUACAGUGGACUAGCCUGUAUGGUUCCUCGGUUCCCUUCUAGUCCUUCCCCGCCAGGGGCGAAGCCAGCUUUUCGGCUAUUUGUAGGCCUGGCUGACUUUCAUUUCCACAUAUCCUGUACGAAUUGACCUCAUCAACACUUCGAGCUCUUAAGCUUUUUAGCUCACCCCAACAACGCAUAAUUUAUUACAAGCGGUAGUCCAUUUGCUGGCUACGCCCCUGUGUCUGUGUAUUUAUUAUAUUGUAUGCAGUAAAAAUUGAUUAAAGUAAAUUAAAUUUAAUAUGGUCGCGGCUCCAUUAAAUCUUAUACCAACAGAGAAGUCUUGUUACCAUGGUAGCAAAAGUUCUGGAUAUCAACAAACUGUGGCCUACAAAUAUGGCAGUGAAACUGAAAAAAUUGACAAAUGACUUGGCUGCAUUCAGGAACAAAACGGUAGCUCAAUCUUUUCUUCCAUCGUUCAAUAAUAAAAAUGGCUGUCUCCGUCAAGAAAGAUUGUUGAGAUUCGAUCCAGAAAUUUAGCUGCCAUGGUGAAGUGACGUCACACUUCUCCCCGAUUGUGGAGCAUUUUAGGAGAAGCCAAUCACGUUUCUUUUUCUUAUCAGGCAUCGCUGUAAAUUAGACACCUUUGUUGAGCAGACAUGGAAUUGGUUCCUUGUUAUUCCUCAGUCACCCAUAAUGCGACAAGGAACGCCGAUCUUCAGUCAAUUUCUAUAUGAAUCUGUUAUGUGAAGGAAACCCUCCUAAAACGGAAACCUAGAGUUUAUCCCUCCCCGCUCUCCACAAACUUUGUUUAAAGGCACCUUGAGUUGGUGCCUGUCGUUAUUUAGUCAUUAGUUUUUGGGCAAAAAAUACCGUAAUCUCUAUUAGAAGGACUCCUCCAUUGAACAGCCACCCAGAUUUUAUGUUCCACGGGCGUUCUUAGAGUAAUUUUCCUUGACAAAAACCUUGAGCUCUUGCAAGAAGAACACAUCAUAGUGUCGGUGUUAUACUAUAAAAGUAGAGAUCAAUGUACUUGGGUUCCUAGAGGAAAGGAGUUAUUUAGCACUAUUUGGCUAAAUACAGUCAACUAUCUCCCUUUAUAGCGGACACCACGGUCUUCGAGUUAGAGUCCUCACUAGCGAGGGUCCGUAAUACAGUCAACUCUCGCCUUGCAGACACCCCGCUAUAACGGACACCCCGAUAAUACGGACAGCAGCUAAAUUCUGGGCAAAAAUAGAUUACAUAUGUUUGACCGAAAUAAUUUCCCGGUAUUACGAACCUUCGCUAGUGAGGACACCAACUCGAGGUCAAUGCCGGUGUCUGUUAUAAAGGGAGUUGACCGGCUUUAGCGGGAAUUUAUCAAAAAAUGAUCUUUGACUGAAAUAAUUUCCCGUUAUAACGGACUUUCGCUACUGAGGAAACUGAUGAUUUCAUUUUCGCGAAAAUCUAACGCAUUACAAAAUUACUGGACAAGAACGUAUUCCAGUUGAGAUAACCAUUAGUAUUAGGGAAACACAUUGAUGCGCAGGUGUUCUUGGCCCCUUUCUUGCCCUUUAACAAUUCUUGCCUAUUCUUGUUACUCUAGCCAAUUUGUGGCAUUUUGCCAUAUUUCAAAGCUCUCCUUGCCCUUUUCCUUAGCUUUCUAACCCUAGAAUUCUGUUAAAUUUGUUAUUUUUGCUAUUUUUGCCAUAUUUGUUGCUCAAUCUUUUCACCUAGCAGGAAAAAUUCUUGUUACUUUUGCGAUUUUUGCGAAAUUUGCGGACAUCUCGGAGCCCUUCUUGACCUUUUCUCUUUCUAAGUGUAGUAGAAUUUUGUGAACUUUGUUAUUCCUGCUAUUUUUGCCAUAUUUGUUAUUCAAUCUUUUCACAUUUAGCAAGAAAAAUUCUUCUUACUUUUGCGAUUUUUGCGACAUUUGCUAUUUCUUCUAUACUUUUCUGAUAGCAGUUUUUUUAAAAUCUUUUUUUGCUAAAAUUGCGAAAACAAUUUGCUUGCAAAUUUUUGCUAACAAGAUCGAUCCUGGACAUAAGUGUGUCAGUAAGGCGAAAAUUGACUGUACGGUAAAUAAUCAUCAUUCUUAAAUCAUCGAGCUGGCUUUAAGAAAGAAGGCUACAUGUUGGCACCUUCUUGUUCUAAAGUCUUGGUUCUCUCUUCCAGCCCGGGAACGAGGGCUUUGUUUGACAUCAAAUCCAAGGGGCGGUUGUACGCAGGAAGUCAAGCCUCUGCUGCUAUAACCAUUCCAUUUCCUGUCGUUAACUAAAAGCUUUUUUUAUAUUUCAAUAUCAAAAUAAUAUCUUGCAAAUCUAGUCCUUAGGGGCACCCAACGUCAAUUUUCGGAAAAUAUCUGUUCGGAAGACGAUUUGAGAUCUGCAAUUUUCGGAACAUUCUUUGUAAAAUUCUUGCUUGUUUUCCUCUCCCAGGAUUUUCGAACGUCUAAAAAAUGACAUAAUUGCCCAUUUUUGACCGAUUUUUACCCUAAAAAGGUCACCUAGGAUUUUCGGAAGUCUUUUUUCUGGCUAAAACUUUUGAAAAGGUAAGUUUUGAUCCUUAUAAUUUUCGGAUCACUAGACUUGCAGCUAGGAAGUCCGAACAGAUAUAUAUAGAAAUAUGCCUACAUCUACCGUUUAAAUACUAAAAUACGUUUAACAAGCUAUGUUAAGUGGUUUUGAACUAUAUUCUUGUUGGGUACCCCUGAGUCCUCGGGGCUUUAAGACGGAAAAGGCGUCUCUCUCGGCGCUGAGAUCCUUUACCUAAAAUUACUUCUGUAGUUUUAUUGCCUCAAUUAGGACGCAAAUCCUGAAAUCAAUCUACAGAAACGGAAUAAAAAAAAUCAUGAACAAGGAAGGAAGGAAGGUUCUCAUGUUUAACAACGGUCAACAGGGAAUUGACCAAUCGAUCAUGGGAUUCCCGUGGCCACCGUGAAGUCUAUGAAAACUUUCUAUGGAAAAGAAAAAACCAUUAAAACCGAGUAAUAUUUCCUUCCUGAUUAGCAUACAAGAUCCUUUUCCUUUUACCAUGUUUACAGAUUAGUUUAAUGUUUAUUUGAUUCAUUACCCCAAACUGAAUUUUAUCAACGACAAAAUACAAUCCAUGUACCAAUAGACAACUUUCUUCAACUCGUUUCGUUAGUUUUUUCCCUUUUUUCCUCACCGUCAAAUUCAAUUUUAUUAUUUUGAAAGAAGAAAGCUGUAUUCUUUAAUUACUAUUCUGAGUAGGGGUAAUUUGUUGGCAGCAUAUAUCCCCUGAUCUUCAAGUUCAAUAAUUUUUGUCGAACUAAUUAAGGAACCUGCCUCAUAAAUCAUUAAGGUGAGUAUACCCGAGGGGUAAUUGUGACCCAUGUUAAACGCAAAAUAGAACCAAAGGAAGUUAAUUAUAUAAAAGCCUUGACGUGCUGACAUUUGACUGGCCAUGAAGAUAAGUGACUGUAGCAUGAUGAUCCCCUUAUAAGAAGCGACAACAGAAUCGCUUCCACGUACCGCUCAACGUCAGCGAAGAAAGAUGGCAGUGCCAACCCUUGAGAAUACGAUCAGAGAUUUCUACUGUUCAGCAGAUGUCACUGCUAGAGUUCACAACGAGCUAAUCGUCCUUUCAGUGCUAAAUACUUUUCUGUCCAUUACAGCAUUUCUGGGAAACACUCUGAUCCUAGUUGCUCUACAUAAAGAAUCUUCGCUUCAUCCGCCCUCCAAACUCCUGCUACGCAGCCUAGCGAUAACUGAUCUUUUGGUGGGAAUCAUUGUUGAGCCUCUGAAUGUUGCUUACUUGAUGUCGGUGAGGAGUAAAAAAUGGGAUAUUUGCUAUAAUGUUUACGUUGCGCUUUUACUCGCCAGUUAUAUUUUGUGUGCAGUGUCUUUGUUAGUGCUGACUGCAAUAAGCGUGGACAGACUUCUCGCCUUGUGGUUGGGCCUCAGAUACAGACAAGUUGUAACUUUGACACGUGUCUCUAUAACUGUAAUCGUUAUGUGGGUUUUGCCCAUUGUCGCCACAACAAACUACACUUGGAACCCUCAGUUGCUUUCAUUGCUUCUUUACAUACAUUUGUCUCUUUGUUUAUCCAUUAUAAUUUUCUCUUACAUGAAAAUCUUCUUCAUGCUCCGUCAUUACCAAAUUCAAGCUGAGAUCAAUGUGGCUCAAGAACAACCGAGGCAAGCAAUUCCACUGAACAUAGCUCGAUACAGAAAGGCAGUGUACAGUGCUCUGUGGGUGCAGGUUAUAUUAUUUAUUUGUUAUCUGCCAUUUGGCAUAACACAGGCCUUAACGGAUCUGAAAAGCGUUAGGUUUUCUUCAUCAGUUUAUCUUGCUAAGACUUUUUCAUUUACUUUUGUUUUUCUAAACUCAGCAUUAAACCCAUUGCUUUAUUGCUGGAAAAUCAAAGAAGUAAGAGAGGCUGUUAGAGAGGUAAUACCCCUUACAAAAAUAUGGAGGUGAUUUGUACACAAUUUGUAUACAAAAAGUGUACACAUAUCUACUCCAUUGUACCUAAUGUAUAUUUGAUUUAUACAUAGAAAAUACACACAGGAAAUGUGAUUGAUUUUGAUGUAUUCUUUUUGUAUACAGCAGUAAGAGGAUGUGUAAAAAAGUAUAAACAGAUACAAACUAAAAAUAUGUGAUUAAUUUUGAUGUACAGGUUUCAUAGUACAAUCAGAAGAAGCAUACAAAAAAUAUACAACAUUCAAGGAAUGCAUUAACAUAGCUCGAUACAGAAACGCAGCUAGUGUACAGUGCACUGUGGGUGUAGGUUACAUUAUUUAUUUGUUAUCUGCCAUUUGGCAUAACACAGGCCUUAACUGAUCUGAAAAGCGUUAAGGUUUCUUCGUCAUUUUAUCUCGCUAAGACUUUUUCGUUUACUUUUGUUUUUCGUCAUUAAACCCAUUUCUUUUUUUUUGGAAAAUCAAAGAAGUAAGACAGGCUGUUAAAGACGCAAUAAGGCAAAUCUCCUGUUCUUUGACAUAGCUGAUUACUGAGCAUAUGAAUUAUGUAUAUGUUGCAGUUAUUUUUUUUCCUUUGGUAUAGUAUGGCCUGACCGUUGACUGGUGUAGUUUGAGGUUUGGUUUUGUCGGGGAAACCGACAAUUAUAGGUCUGUAGACGAAGAAAAAUAAAUUCGGAGACGUUAAUUGCUGUUUUGAUUUAUUGCUUGCGCAGCUAGUUUACGUGGCGGGCAGAGAUGUGUGAAAAAAAGAUCGUUUUAAUUCUUAGAGUUAAACGCACCUGUAUAUAAGAGAUAAGAGCAUAACAUAUCAUAUCUAUUUAAAAAUAUUUCAAUGUAAAAACUCAUAAAUAUUCACAAAGCAUAUUUUUCAAUUGUAUACACACAGCUGAAUACAUGGAGGAAUACAAUCAAUUGCAACUGAAAACCUACAUACAAACUGCCCCAAUAUAAUAGUUCAUACUUCGCGGAAAUUUGAGGUCGAAUGUCUCACACUGACGAAAAAAUGGCUUUGCACAAAGUUUCUCUUGGCCUCGUUAUUUGAACCCAAUGUUUUUUAAUAUGCGAAGUGACAUUUACCAUCAUUGCCCCAUAUUUACUACUCAGUUUUCAAAUAUUUGCGAUAUAUUUGCAAGGAGCAAAGUUGGGCAAAUCCAUUUUUUUCGUCCAGUGACUGAAACGAAUAGGAUAUGAUUUGCGGAAAUACAAAUUAACAAUUCAUAUGUGUUACUUUUUCUAACAAUUUCUUUUUUUUUUUUUUUUUUUUACAAUACAAGGUAAUUUUAAAUUGGGUGGGGUGACGAUAGGCUUUGCUCUUCCAAGCACAAAUUUGGGGAAAUAAGCUUUAAGAGAAUUCGAGCGACUUCGGCGCGUGAACAACAAGGGGGAAAAGUAACUCUGCAACUCGCUUGGCUACUAGUAAAGGAACUCGUCACUGUUCCACGGUACUAGGGUCUGCUACAACUGGAAAACAGGACAGCACUCAAACUUGGACUACAACAGUUAUAAUCUUCAGCUCGUGGACGUAAAUCAUACAGGUAUGUACAUCCAAAAUGUAAAUCGUACAGGAAUGUAAAUCCUCAAUGUAAAUCAAAAACAGGGAUUAACACUGUGCUCUAUUUAUACUAACCGAUCAACUCAUUAUACAACAUUACAAAACAAAUGGAAAGAAGGCUAAAUGAAAUCAGCUGAACACUGAAAACAAAUCUGGAUAAGUUCAGUUUUAAAGUUCAUAUGUUAAACUAUGGUUCCUCGGUUCCCUUCUAGUCGUUCCCCGCCAGGGGCGUGGCCAGCUUUUCGACUAUUUGUAGGGCUGGCUGACUUUCAUUUUCACAUAUCCUGUACGAACUGACCUCACCAACACUUCGAGCUCUUAAGCUUUUUAGCUGACCCCAACAACGCAUAAUUUAUUACAAGCGGUAGCGGGACCAAACCAAAACAUUUGCAGGCCCGGGCCUACAGGUCCAUUUGCUGGCUACGCCCCUGCCCGCUUCUAACUUGUGUCCGUGUAUUUAUUAUAUUGUAUGCAGUAAAUAUGGAUUAAAAUAAAUUAAAUUUAAUAUGGUCUCAGCUUCAUUAAAUCUUAUACCAAUAGAGAAGUCUUGUUACCAUGGUAGCAAAAGUUCUGGAUCUCAACAAACUGUGGCCUACAAAUAUGGCAGUGAAACUGAAAAAAUUGACAAAUGACUUUCAAGUGCAUGGCUGCAUUCAGGAACAAAACGGUAGCUCAAUCUUUUCUUCCAUCGUUCAACAAUAAAAAUGGCUGUCUCCGUCAAGAAAGAUUGUUGAGAUUCGAUCCAGAAAUUUAGCUGCCAUGGUAAAGUGACGUCACACUUCUCCCCGAUUGUGGAACAUUUUAGGAGAAGCCAAUCACGUUUCUUUUUCUUAUCAGGCAUCGCUGUAAAUUAGACACCUUUGUUGAGCAGACAUGGAAUUGGUUCCUUGUUAUUCCUCAGUCACCCAUAAUGCGACAAGGAACGCCGAUCUUCAGUCAGUUUCUAUAUGAAUCUGCUGUGAAGGAAACCCUCCUAAAACGGAAACCUAGAGUUCAUCCCUCCCCGCUCUCCACAAAUUUUGUUUAAAGGCACCUUGAGUUGGUCCCUGUCGUUAUUUAGUCAUUAGUUUUUGGGCAAAAAAUACCGUAAUCUCUAUUAGAAGGACUCCUCCCUUGAAAAGCCACCCAGAUUUUAUGUUCCGCGGGCGUUCUUAGAGUAACUUGAGCUCUUGCAAGAAGAACACAUCAUAGUGUCGGUGUUAUACUAUAAAAGUAGAGAUCAAUGUACUUGGGUUCCUAGAGGAAAGGAGUUAUUCAGCACUAUUUGGCUAAAUACAGUCAACUAGCUCCCUUUAUAGCGGACACCACGGUCCUCGACUUAGAGUCCUCACUAGCGAGAGUCCGUAGUGCAGUCUACUCUCGCCUUGCGGACACCCCGCUAUAACGAACACCCCGAUAGUACAGACAGCAGCUACAUUCUGAGCAAAAAUAAAUUACAGAUGUUUGACUGAAAUAAUUUCCCGCUAUUACGGACCCUCGCUAGUGAGGACACUAACUCGAAGUCAAUGCCGGCGGUGUCUGCUAUAAAGGGAGUUGACCGGCUUUAUCGGGAAAUUAUGAUGUUUGACUGAAAUAAUUUCUCGUUAUAACGGACUUAACUCGCUAGUGAGGACACUAAAAGAGAACUCGAGGUCCCUACGGUGUCCGCAAUAAAGGCAGUUGACUGUUAUUUGUUUUUGCCCGGGAUUUAGCUGCUGUCCGUAUUAUCGGGGUGUUCGUUAUAGCGGGGUGUCCGCAAGGCGAGAGUUGACUGUACUGUAAAUAAUCUUCAUUCUUAAAUCAUCGAGCCUGGCUUUCAGAAAGAAGUCUACAUGUUAAAUAUUUUUCCUAGACCAAAGUUUCGAAAACACUAUCCUAGCUUGGCACCUUCUUGUUCUAAAGUCUUGGUUAUCUCUUCCAGCCGGGAACGAGGGCUUUAUUUGACAUCAAAUCCAAGGGUCGGUGGUAUGCAGGAGUUCAAGCCUCUGCUGCUAUAACCUUUCCAUUUUCUGUCGUUAACUAAAAGCUUUCUUCAUAUUUCAAUAUCAAAAUAAAAACUUGCAAAUCUAGUCCUAGGGGCUUUAAGACGGAAAAGGCGUCUCUCUCGGCGCUGAGAUAUUUUACCCAAAAUUACCCCUGUAGUUUUUUGCCUGAAUUAGGACGCAAAUCCUGGCUGAUCAAUCUGCAGAAACGGAAUAAAAAAAUUAUCAACAAGGAAGGAAGGAAGGUUCUCAUGUUUAACAACCGUCAGCAAGGAAUUGACCAAUUGAUCAUGGGAUUGCCGUGGCCGCCGUGAAGUCUAUGAAAACUUUACAUAGAAAAGAAAAAACUAUUAAAACCGUGUAAAUAUUUCCUUCCUGAUUAGCAUAGAAGGUCAUUUUCCAUUUACAGAUUAGUUUCAUGUUUAUUUGAUUCAUUACCCCAAACUGAACAUUAUCAACGACAAAAUACAAUCCAUGUACCGAUACACAACGUUCUUCAACUCGUUUCGUUAUUUUUUUUCCCUUUUUUACUCACCGUCAAAUUCAAUUUUAUUAUUUUGGAAGAAGAAAGCUGCGCUGUAAUCAUUAAAAUGAUUACAGCGCAAUUAAAAUUACAAUAUUCUGAGUUGGGGUAAUUUGUUGGCAGCCAAUAUCCCCCGAUCUUCAAGUUCAAUAAUAUUUUGUCGAAGUAAUUAAGGAACCUGACUCAUAAGUCACUGAAGUGAGUAUACCAGAGGGGUAAUUGUGACCCAUUUAAAGGUAAAAUAAAACCAAAGGAAGUUAAUUAUAUAAAAGCCUUGACAUGCUGACAUUUGAUCAUGACUGACCAUGAAGAUAAGUGACAGUAGCAUGACGAUCCCCUUAUAAUUAAGGAGCGACAACAGAAUCACUUGCACGUACCGUUCAACGUCAGUAAAGAAAGAUGGCAGUGCCUGCAACCCUUGAGAAUUCGAUCAGCGAAUUGUACUGUUCAGCAAGUGUCACUGCCAGAGUUCACGACGAGCUAAUCGUCCUUUUAGUGCUAAAUACUUUUCUGUCCAUUACGGCGUUUCUGGGGAACACUCUGAUCCUAGUUGCUCUAUAUAAAGAAUCUUCACUUCAUCCGCCCUCCAAACUCCUGCUACGCAGCCUAGCGAUAACUGAUCUCUUGGUGGGAAUCAUUGUCGAGCCUCUGUAUGUUGCUUACUUGAUGUCGGUGAAGAGUAAAAGAUGGUAUAUUUGCUAUAAUGUUUACGUUGCACUUUUUAUCGCCAGUUAUAUUUUGUGUGCGGUGUCUUUGUUAGUAUUGACUGCAAUAAGCGUGGACAGACUUCUCGCCUUGUGGUUGGGCCUCAGAUACAGACAAGUUGUAACUUUGAGAAGAGUCUAUAUAACUGUAAUCGUUAUGUGGGUUUUGUCCAUUGUCGCUACAAGUACAAGCUACAUUUGGAAUCCUCAGUUGCUUUCAUUGUUUCUUUACAUACAUUUGUCUUUUUGUUUAUCCAUCAUAACUUUCUCUUACAUGAAAAUCUUCUUCACGCUCCGUCAUUACCAAAUUCAAGUCACUGUGGCUCAAGAACAACCGAGGCAAGCAAUUCCACUGAACAUAGCUCGAUACAGAAAGGCAGUGUACAGUGCACUGUGGGUGCAGGUUACAUUAUUUAUUUGUUAUCUGCCAUUUGGCAUAACACAGUCCUUAACUGAUCUGAAAAGCGUUAAGGUUUCUUCAUCAUUUUAUCUUGCUAAGACUUUUUCAUUUACUUUUGUUUUUCUAAACUCGUCAUUAAACCCAUUUCUUUAUUGCUGGAAAAUCAAAGAAGUAAGACAGGCUGUUAAAGACGUAAUAAGACAAAUCUACUGUUUUUUGACAUAG